Messenger RNA from Sapajus apella (tufted capuchin), 12884 nucleotides. Its product is annotated as AP2-associated protein kinase 1. Gene Ontology annotation, biological process: protein phosphorylation. NCBI's taxonomy places the organism in Eukaryota, Metazoa, Chordata, Mammalia, Primates, Cebidae. Bases 1919 to 4816 code for a protein of 965 amino acids. Gene Ontology annotation, molecular function: ATP binding; protein kinase activity. The transcript has 22 exons. The record is from RefSeq and is a predicted model, not a curated record.
ACCCAGGGAGUUUAAUUACAAUGGCACUACUUGAAACAGGAGCAGCAGCAGCAGCAACAACAACAACAACAAACGCCACUGUUAGCCCAGUCACAGCUCAGCUCAGUAUUCAGAUUCGAGGAAGCAAGAACCAUUUUUUUUCCUGGGGCACCCUUUUCUACUCAAAUGCCCGCUGAAAAAAAUUCUGCGACAAGCACUGGGAGUGGGAAGAGCGGGUGGAGAUGAAAAAUAGCCCAUAUUCAGGAGUUAGAAAAAUCAUAUUAAUAAAUCACAGGUUUUUUGUUUGUUUUUGUCAGAGACUUGCCACUACCUUCAGCAUCAUCCAUCAGGAAAUCUAGGGUUGGAAAAGUGUACCAACUGGCCUUCCAAAUUGUCUGCAUUUGGCAGAUGCAAAUCACACAGUUCACCCCUACCCUCAGCACUUAAAACGGUAUCAGGGAAACAUAAGCCUCAGUGGAAGAAUCUUGAAGUGAAAAAUAAAUAACUGAUCAGUUUAGAGUUAGCGUUCUUGUGUGCAAGGGGGUUAGUGAAGGUCAGGCUAUGGGGCGCACCCACAGCGUCAGCAAAGGAGGAAGAAUUACGGGGCAGCAUGGGCUGAAGAGCCCCCGAGUUUGGGGGGUCAAGCCAACGGGCUUCGUCUUUGGUAUCCUAGGAUCUCCUCUGCAGACAAUCCUUGGCAGUUUCUCGGUUUGAAUCUCGCCUGUACAUUUCCAGACGAGACAGUCUUACUGAGCGUUCUCACAGCGCCUAGCUCAGAGCUGACCGCAGAGCCGGCUGUCAAUAACAUCUAGAAGCAAAAGCAGCUUUUGAGGUUAGGGGCGGAAGGGCAUUGGUUUUACUUAUUUUAAGGCUGGCGCUCCAGUGCAGCCGGAUCCAACUGCCAGCACAAUGUUCCCGAUCACUUCUUGCUUCCAUUUCAGCCCAGGUGACGUCGGGAAACCCCAUAGGACCCGCUCUGGGCUAAGCGAUUAAGCCGCGUCCUUCAGGUGUCAGUCUCGAUCCGUUCGGAAACCACAACCUCCAGAAUCCCUUGUGCCAGGAGGCCAGGCCGCAAAUAAGAUGGCUCCAGGAGGGUGGAACAUACAGCAGGGGGAAACCUCGUCGUUGGCAGUUUCUUCACGGGAUGUGUUUAAAUUGCCGAGUCCCCACAAACGCGCCACCCCACAAACCUCUUUCGAAGCCGUGGGGGCCACCGCUGCCGCCUUGCCCGCUCUUCCAGGAGCAUGCUGGGAGUUGUAGUCCAGCAGCCGGACUGCGCCGAGCUACCUUUCCCAGCUUGCCCUGCGGCUCGGGCGAUAUCAACAGUUUUUUCCAGAACUCUCUCUCUGCACUGAGAACCCCUUCCCCCCGGUCCCCUUCUCGCCGUCGACUCCUUCUCAUCUGUGGCAACAGAACAGCGGUUGCAGGAGAGGGCUCGGUCCCUCUCCGCGCCGCCCCGAGGGGCACUUCCGGCGGCGGUUCACUUCCUGGUUGGGUGGAUGGAGCCAGGCGGGAGCGCGCGCGGGGGAGGGGCGGCGGGUCAGUCUCCGCCCGGCGCUCCCGGGAUCAGCUGGCGGGCGGGCGGGCGCCGAGCGCGGCCCCGGCUCUCGCUGCAGCGCCGCCUCCUCUCUGCGUCGCAGGCCGGCCCGGCGGCCGUGACAAUGUCGCGGGGCUGGUAGCUGGGCGCCGGCCGCUGAACCGUCUCAAGUUUAAACUUACACGAAUCGCUCUCUGGAGGAGGAGGGGACCCGCCGCGCGAUUGACACGCAUAUUCCUAUAGGCAUCCUCCCUCAGCCCCCACCCCCACGGCCGGAUUCGGGUGGCUCCUCUCCGAGCUGAAAUCCGAGAAGAAAUCCUUGGAUCUCUUUUCUUAAAAAAAAAAAAAAAAAAAAAAUCUAGAAACCAUCGGUAUUUUGCUUUGCUGCUUCCUAUUCGCAAGAUGAAGAAGUUUUUCGACUCCCGGCGAGAGCAGGGCGGCUCUGGCCUGGGCUCCGGCUCCAGCGGAGGAGGGGGCAGCACCUCGGGCCUGGGCAGUGGCUACAUCGGAAGAGUCUUUGGCAUCGGGCGACAGCAGGUCACAGUGGACGAGGUGUUGGCGGAAGGUGGAUUUGCUAUUGUAUUUCUGGUGAGGACAAGCAAUGGGAUGAAAUGUGCCUUGAAACGCAUGUUUGUCAACAAUGAGCAUGAUCUCCAGGUGUGCAAGAGAGAAAUCCAGAUAAUGAGGGACCUGUCAGGGCACAAGAAUAUUGUGGGUUACAUUGAUUCUAGUAUCAACAAUGUGAGUAGCGGUGAUGUAUGGGAAGUGCUCAUUCUGAUGGACUUCUGUAGAGGUGGCCAGGUGGUGAACCUGAUGAACCAGCGCCUGCAAACAGGCUUUACGGAGAAUGAAGUGCUCCAGAUAUUUUGUGAUACCUGUGAAGCUGUUGCCCGCCUGCAUCAGUGCAAAACUCCUAUUAUCCACCGGGACCUGAAGGUUGAAAAUAUCCUCUUGCAUGACCGAGGCCACUAUGUCCUGUGUGACUUUGGAAGUGCCACCAACAAAUUCCAGAAUCCACAAACUGAGGGAGUCAAUGCAGUAGAAGAUGAGAUUAAGAAAUACACAACACUGUCCUAUCGAGCACCAGAAAUGGUCAACCUGUACAGUGGCAAAAUCAUCACUACGAAGGCAGACAUUUGGGCUCUUGGAUGUUUGUUGUAUAAAUUAUGCUACUUCACUUUGCCAUUUGGGGAGAGUCAGGUGGCAAUUUGUGAUGGAAACUUCACAAUUCCUGAUAAUUCUCGAUAUUCUCAAGACAUGCACUGCCUAAUUAGGUAUAUGUUGGAACCAGACCCUGACAAAAGGCCGGAUAUUUACCAGGUGUCCUACUUCUCGUUUAAGCUACUCAAGAAAGAGUGCCCAAUUCCAAAUGUACAGAACUCUCCCAUUCCUGCAAAGCUUCCUGAACCAGUGAAAGCCAGUGAGGCAGCUGCAAAAAAGACCCAGCCAAAGGCCAGACUGACAGAUCCCAUUCCCACCACAGAGACUUCAAUUGCACCCCGCCAGAGGCCUAAAGCUGGGCAGACUCAGCCGAACCCAGGUAUCCUUCCCAUCCAGCCAGCCCUGACACCCCGGAAGAGGGCCACUGUUCAGCCCCCACCUCAGGCUGCAGGAUCCAGCAAUCAGCCUGGCCUUUUAGCCAGUGUUCCCCAACCAAAACCCCAAGCUCCACCCAGCCAGCCUCUGCCACAAUCUCAGGCCAAGCAGCCACAGGCUCCUCCCACUCCACAGCAGACGCCUUCCACUCAGGCCCAGGGUUUGCCCACUCAGGCCCAGGCCACGCCCCAGCACCAGCAGCAACUCUUCCUCAAGCAGCAACAGCAGCAGCAACAGCCACCACCACCACAGCAGCAGCCGGCGGGCACAUUUUACCAGCAGCAGCAGCAGGCCCAGACUCAGCAGUUUCAGGCAGUACAUCCAGCAACCCAGCAACCAGCAAUUGCUCAGUUCCCUGUGGUGUCCCAAGGAGGCUCUCAACAGCAGCUAAUGCAGAAUUUCUACCAGCAGCAGCAGCAGCAGCAACAACAACAACAGCAACAGCAGCAGCAGCUGGCCACAGCCCUGCAUCAACAACAGCUGAUGACUCAGCAAGCUGCCUUGCAGCAAAAGCCCACUGUGGCAGCAGGACAGCAGCCUCAAGCACAGCCAGCUGCUGCCCCACAGCCAGCCCCUGCCCAGGAGCCAGCGCAGAUUCAAGCCCCAGUAAGACAACAGCCAAAGGUUCAGACAACCCCACCUCCUGCCGUCCAGGGGCAGAAAGCUGGAUCUCUCACUCCUCCCUCAUCCCCCAAAACCCAACGUGCUGGGCACAGGCGUAUUCUCAGUGACGUAACCCACAGCGCAGUCUUUGGGGUCCCUGCCAGCAAAUCAACCCAGCUGCUCCAGGCAGCUGCAGCUGAGGCCAGUCUCAAUAAGUCCAAGUCUGCAACCACCACUCCAUCAGGCUCUCCUCGGACCUCUCAGCAAAAUGUUUAUAAUCCUUCAGAAGGGUCUACGUGGAAUCCCUUCGAUGACGACAAUUUCUCCAAACUCACAGCUGAAGAACUACUCAACAAGGACUUUGCCAAGCUGGGGGAAGGCAAGCAUCCCGAGAAGCUUGGAGGCUCAGCUGAGAGUUUGAUCCCAGGCUUUCAGUCAACCCAAGGUGAUGCUUUUGCUACGACCUCAUUUUCUGCUGGAACUGCUGAAAAAAGGAAGGGUGGGCAGACUGUGGACUCUGGCCUCCCGCUUCUAAGUGUGUCUGAUCCUUUCAUUCCUCUUCAAGUACCUGAUGCACCAGAAAAACUAAUUGAGGGACUCAAAUCUCCUGACACUUCUCUUCUGCUCCCUGACCUCUUGCCUAUGACAGAUCCUUUUGGUAGCACUUCCGAUGCUGUAAUUGAAAAAGCUGAUGUUGCUGUUGAGAGUCUCAUACCAGGACUGGAGCCCCCAGUUCCCCAGCGCCUCCCAUCUCAGACGGAAUCCGUGACCUCAAAUCGCACAGAUUCUCUCACCGGGGAAGAUUCCCUGCUUGACUGUUCUCUGCUCUCUAACCCUACUACUGACCUUCUGGAAGAGUUUGCCCCCACAGCAAUCUCUGCUCCGGUCCAUAAAGCUGCAGAAGAUAGUAAUCUCAUCUCAGGUUUUGAUGUCCCUGAGGGCUCGGACAAGGUGGCGGAAGAUGAGUUUGACCCUAUUCCUGUAUUGAUAACCAAAAACCCACAAGGUGGGCACUCUAGAAACAGCAGUGGGAGCUCUGAGUCCAGUCUUCCCAACCUAGCCAGGUCUUUACUGCUGGUGGAUCAGCUCAUAGACCUGUAGCCGUGACCCAGUAGCAGAUGCAGUUCUGUAACCUUCAUACCGUAAAAUACAUUUUCAUUACAGAGUUAUGAAAAAAACGAUUUUUUAAAAAAAAUCUGCAAAUAAGGGGCCCUCCAGCCCUUUUCUCCUACCCCUUGCCUUCUCCUGUAGAAAUGAUAAGGAAAGAAAAUCACUUUGGCCCUCCAGAUAUUUCUUGGCCAGUUCCUCCCUGUUAGUUUGCUGUGUUUUCUCAUUACCCUUCUUCAAUAGCAUUAUCUUAAAUCAAGCGCUAGAUGCCAUGAGCUUCACCUCUGCUGGAGUCGACUCCACCAAAAGCUUAACUAUAACUGAAACUAGUGAAUUGACACUUUUGUCUCAUUCUUGCUAGGAAUGGCCUCCCAAAUCAAUUCUCCCAACCCGUGUCUCCUUUGGCCAGAUGCUGAUGAAUGUGUUUCCCUGUUUUUGCUUUUUAUCCUGAUGUAUUAUCAUGAGGACAUGGCUACUUCAGUUGGUCUUAACUCUAGGCAGUAGCCUGGAGAUGGGUGUUUUAUUUCCAAUGGUUUAAGAAAGGGUAAAACUUACUGACUGGUAGUAUAUAUAUAUAUAUGAGAAGAGAAAUUGAGCCCGACUCUAGCCAACCAACUUUGACCUUGUUUGAUCAUAGACUUAGCCAAGGGAUUUUACACCCCAUGCAACCUGCCCAGCAUUCGUCCAGCUUUCUGGCUUCCAUUGAACCGUGAUUUCUCAGAUCUGGAGACGUGACUGCAAGUACUUGAGACCCUUGGAUAAAAUGUGUAUGUUAUAUAAAUCCCAAGUAUUGCCAUUCCUUUUCAUGUUAACUGUCCCAAGUGGGAUCUCAGAAUUAGACCAAAACAAGACAGUGGUGGUAAUAUGAUACCUUUUAUUAGAAGACUUUUCACUGCGGGAGGGGGGAGGAUGGGGAGGGGAAGGAAUUGUAGCAGAAACAGAUGUAUUUUUCUUGUGAUUUUUAUUUUGAAUCAAAUAUUGUAAAUUGUGUAUAAAUGAAGACGCUGAAUAGUUCUGUUUCCACUUGGCAUUUCAAGUCUGAUAUCAGGUGUCUGUACAGGGUUUUGAUCUCUUUCCCUUGUAUAACAACACAACAAUCCUACAGUGUAACAUAUAGAAUCAUUUUGAAUAGACUUGUGUGUUGCUAUAAGCUUUCAGCAGGUCCUCUGUCUCUAGAAUAAGCAUGUUGUUUAUUUUCAGAUAAUCAGAAAUAAGUGUGCUGACAAGCUGGACACAAUCUGAGUGCCCACGUUACCUUUCUUUCUCUCUGAUGUUUAAAUCGAAGGCUGCAGCCAAUGGAAUAUGUUCAGUUGAUUUUCCUUGGCUUCCUAGAUAAAAAAAUAAUAAUAAUAAAACAAAACAUAGUUCUUUAUUAACUUUAGGAUAUUGUUCAUAAAAUAAAUAAAGGCCCCUGCACUAACAUGACAACAUGCCUCAUGGUCACCCUCUGUAUAUGUACUUACUCAUUAAAGUGUGUUUUAUUUCCUUAUGUGGAAAGCACUUUUAUAAAUCACCCUUUUGAAAAGAAAUGGGCACAGAGAACCCCACUCUUGUUCUCUUCCUCUAGUGCUAUUGUCCAUCAUCAAAAGGGAAACUCUUAGUUGAUCAGAUUUGUACAAAUAAAAUUCCGAGUCCAUUGCUUGUUUUGCUAUCUAGUACUUUUGUUUCUUCUUCCUCACAUUUGCACUUUAAGGGGGGAAAAAGUUUAACAGCAACAACAGCCUAUGAAACACUGCAUUCUGGAGGGCAAGGUUUGGCCCUAGGAAUGGUGUGAGCAGACUUUGAAAGGUAUUGGAGGAAAAGUCUGAAUCUUCCAGCCUUCCUUCUGUCUUUAAAUACGUCCUGUGCUGGCUGAAACAAGACGAGCUAGGUAAAGACCUUUAGUUGAAUAAUAUUUCCAAAAUGGAGAGAGGCACAAGCUUCCUGCCGAGGAUUAAAAAGCAAAAGAUAUCCACGAAGGGCUCUCUGUGGUUGGGUAGCAGUGAAAAUAGGACUUGGUUUACCCCUUUAUGGACAGGAAAAUUGCUGCAGUUUGGAAUUGUAUUCUCUUUCCUGGACAUAGAAAGAAUGUAUUAACUAAUGAAGGAAAUGUUUAUUUUUAAAUAAGAAUAAUGUUUUAGUUCUGCAUUUUCAUAUUUGAUUUUUUUCAUAUAUACAUAUUAGAAAUAUAAUGAAAUAUCUAGUUUCUCAAUUGAAACUAUGAAGAGUACAGUUUAGAAAUUAGGUAUCUCUAAAUUGUUCUUUUGAUAAUUACAUUGAGAUAUAUUAUCUAGUCAUUUGGCUCAGUAAAGCUUAAUGGAGGCUGUUACUGAAAAUGAGCAGACUAGAAGCCAGAGAUGGUAGUAGAAGCCUGAGGGAGAUAAUGACAAGAAAUUGUCUUGGGCCUACUUAGAGUAAGGCCUCCUCAAAAGGGAGAACUAUUUUUCCGUUAAGGAACAUAUACGAGUGCUUUGGUAAACGGGGCCUUCCUUGGUUUAUAGCAUCAUCCCUGAGCUAAAAGAGUUUAUUUGAGAUGAGCAUAGUGUGCUAGUACCUGUGGAAUCAUAGCCUGAGCUACAAAGGGACCUUUGAGACCAUCCUUUAGUCCACCAUCCUCUUCAUUUUACAGGUGUGGGACCUGAGCUGGAUUGAACAGGGCCGGGGGAGAAGAGGCCUGGGCAGGACAGGCCACCUGGGAUCUCAUCCUGGCCCUUGCCAGCUACUGGCUGAGUGACCUUCAGCAGGCACUUCACCUCUCAGAGCUGCUGUUCCUUAGAGUUAUACAAUGGGUUUGGACUAGAUGGUCUUUAAGAUUAUAGAAGCAUAGGGUCCUAAGUAGAUAUUAUUAUGUUUAGAAGGGCUAUGAAGGAUUUAUAUAAUCCUGAUGUUCUUCAGUUAUCUUCUAUAGUUCCUGCUAUUUCAGUGGCAGUGUUUACAUUUUAAAGAAUUAUAAUGGGCUUGUACUAACUUGCUCUUUCUUGAUUAUCUGAAUAGAAGCCUAAAUCAUCAUAGUCUGAGAGAUUUUUCUUUUUAAGUAUUACAGAAAAACAUGCGUGUAAACACACCUACCUAUUCUAAUAAAAUGAUAUCAGAUUUCUUCUUAAAUGUAUAAUCAGGGAUUUACCAGUUUAAAACGGGCAAAUACUGUAAGCAUAUGUUUCUGAUUUGCUUUUAUUCCAACCAUGUAAGAGGAGUAACUAUCACAAAAAAGAGCAGAAAACAUCACAAAUCGAUUUUCCCUUUACAACAUUCAAAUGAGCCCCAAUGUUUUCAAAAACACAUACCUCAGAGGAGAUAGGGCUUAAAUGGGCACCCCUGAGUAUGAUUGUGAUUAUUAUAAUUAAUGAUUUCUUUAGCAGAUAUAUUAGAAUUUUGACAUCUAAUUAAAUGUUGUUCCCUUCAAAGUCAUCUAGUUUUACUUAUGUAGUUAUUAUUCUAAUGAGGCUGCCAUCCUUAAAGUUAUUUUUGACACUCUUCUCCUUAGAAAUAAUAUCAAGGAAGGUAAUAAUGUAUAAGAAAAUCAGUUAUAUUUAAUUCGUAUCACUUUGAGAAAGCAUCUGAAAGUAUACUCUUUCUUUAUCUACUUUUUCUACUACUCUUGGUUCUGAGUAACAUUUAGCCAUUUCCAGAAAGCAAAUUCAACCCUGCAAGAUGAAGAGUGGUUACUGUUGAAGACAGUAAAAAGAAUAAUCCACAAAAAAGUCUCAGAGAGGAUCUUAUAAUAGAAAGUGAAUAUGAUCAAGUCUUAAUUUCUUUAAUUUUCAGAAUAAGGAAACUUCUGUGAUUCCCUCGUCUUUAGAAUGGUUUAAAAAAUUGAAACAUAUGGGUAUUAAAACACCUCUGAAAGAAGUUGUCACUUUGUUUAGUGUUGAUAUUGGACUUCACUUUUCCUGAAAUAGAAUUACAGAACUUGGAUUGCUAAUACUUGUAGAAAAACAAACCCAAGAAAAGAACUUACUUUUCUCAAGAUGUAAUAUUUGUUUUGUUGUGAAUACUUUUGUUUUUUCUGCUUUGAAUACUUACUUCCUACUCUCCUGACAGAUAAUCAACCAAUAUAACCUUCCCCAGGUCAGGAACAGUUCUGCCUUCAGCGCUGCUAUGGGAAUGAAGGGAUCUUUGGGGCUGACAGCCUGCAAUAUGAAGGGAUCGCUGAAUAAAUACAUGCUAUAGAUACCUUGGGCCAAAAUAAAGUCUCUCUUGAUAAGGUUUUUCUGGGAUUUUCCAGAGUCCUUAACCUUCUCAGCCUAUAAGAUUAUCAGACUCUCCUAGCUGCUAACUUUGAGCUUUGGGAUGAAAAUGACAGGAUUGCCCAGUGUUCUGGGUUAAGCAACUUAGAGGCUGCCUGGCAGAACAGAAAAACUAUCAUAUGAAUAUUUACAAUGGAAUCUUUCCUGAAACACUCCAGAUACUGCAAAGCUAUCUUUUAUUCUUCUCUAAAGUCUAUAAUUUUAUCAACACAAAGUUAGCCUUUUCUUUUCCACACUAGUAAUGUUUCUGAAGUUGGAUGUGCUUAGGUUUCUUAUCACAAUGAGUCCCAGAAAAUCUGUAACAAGAAAACUCUUUUGCUUCUCCCAGAUUUCCUUUCACUAACAUCAGAUAGGGAGGCUCCUGGGGUAAUGCUAACCUAUUCAAGAAGUUUCCAAAUGGUGGUAGUUGCUAGAAUGAAAGACACUUUCUUGGAUCAUACUUUGAUGUAGUGUCCUGAAUUUACUCUUUCCCAUGAGUAUUCUACUCUGCCCUAUUGCACUCUCCUUUGUCAUGUGGAUGUGUAUUUAUCAUAGGUCUUUAACCUGUCCUUCCCAAGAAGACAAAGCAGACAGUUGUACAUGAAGAUACCUUAUGCAGUAAAAAUGUGAAAUUUGAACAUUGCUGCACAAGUAUUGUAUAAAAAAAGUCUGUAAAGAAAUUUCUUAUGUAAACAUACAGAGGAAUAAAGACUUUUAUCUGUUCAAAUGGGAGCAUAAUGUUUAGAGAUGUAAAUAACUUAAGUUGUUCUUUUCCUGAGCUGAAAACCCACUUUUUUGCAGAAAGGAUUUAAUCACAGUGUUGAGUGACAAUAAGUACCUGUACACAAGAAAAGUGUAGCUACAUACUGAGGACAUAGUAAUGAAUCAUGGCUACCCGAAAGAAUAAACCUUCUAUGGCCAAGGAGAAUUAGACGCCGGCCAGCCUACAUUGGAUAUGACCAGACACAAGUUUGUAAAAUGGAGCACAGGUUUGCAGCUUCCCUCCUCUAACGUAAUUCUUAAUAUACCCAGGCCAACUUAAUUAAACGUUUUAUGUUGGCAGGAAUAAUUUUAUCCCCAGUGAGGAAGCGCUCUCAUUUAAUUGCCUCAUUGGCUUGAGAGGCACAGCUGGCCAUUUUUGGCUUCCAUCAGUUCCCUCAUUUCCUAGUCAUGGGUUUUAAUGCAGCUGCCCAAUAUGUGGUGGAACCAAAUGCCUACUUUUAUUAUGUGAACUAAAAGGUCAUGGAAAUUAUUAGUUUGAUGUACAUCUCUUGGUUUCCCUGGUUUGGUUCUAAGAUUUUACAUUUCAAUUGCUGUUGCAUUUCCAAGUUUUUGUGAAGGAGUAGUUUGCUUUGUAUUUACUAAUUAUAUGAGAAGGCUUCUUCUCAAUACUCCAAGUCUUCAUUUUCCAUUUUUGGCAACAAUUAUAUCUUUGAUACUCCGUGUAACUGUUAUUUCAGUUUAUGGUAUGAAGGAAACUAAACUUCUGGUUGUGCAUGAUAUAUUUCAUUAAGGAACAUCCAUCCUGACAUUUAAGUCUUAAGAGUUUGAUUCUUUAGGGAGCAUUCUGAUGACCCUCACUAUGUCAGUCAGCUGGAAUUUCCAAGGGAAACCAAUCCUAAAUGAUUCAGCACUUUUGGUUGCUUUGGAAGUUAAUAGGGAGCUGGUGAGGAUAGUUGCCAAGUCAUCAGGUAUUUUAGGGACUCUUUCUCUUCCUUGAAGCAUGUGAAUUCUUGCUGAAAUCUACAGAAUUUGGAGCCUCAAAAUAGACUAAUAUAGAGUUACCCAUAUCGGAAGUGUCAAAGUGCCCAAUCUGACACACAGUCCUACAUCAAAGCAAGAAAAAGAAGUGUGUUUUGACUUCUUGCUUAAUUUUAUGUGCAGAAGGAAAAUAAAAAGAGGCAUGACCCAGUUUGAGGGAAUUAUAACCAAACCCUACCUUAGGCUCUGUGAUAAGUAAGACCCUGAGCAGACUGUGAAGCCAGGCCCUGGGCUUAAGCCCCUGAGGUACAACAGGCAGUGUGUACUGAGUUCUGUGGCCACAGGUGUCUGCUAUGGUGUGCUAUUGGUUACCAGAGGAACCGGGCCAAGGCAUGUGGUUAAGUUGGUAUAAAUCCCUCAUUGUUAGUAGAGAAACUAUUUCAAACACAUUUUCUUGUUGACACAAUGCUAUUGUCAUAUAAAGGAACUGUUCACCCUGAAAACACAUUUUCCCUAUAAGAACACAUUCACAUACUCAAAAAAAAAAAAAAAUUUUUUUUUUAAUUUGCCAACAAGAUUUAAUGGUUACCUUCUGUUUAUAGUAUAUUUGGAAUGUCUCUUUCUCUUGACUACCUUGUUUCUGGUGCCACCACCACCAGAAUUCCUUAAGUGAAUGUGGAGGUCUGGGCUUCCCCCAUAUUCUCUGGCAUUUCUUUGGCCUUCAGAGUACCAGGCCUGGAGAGUUGCAAAGUGUGCUUGCUCUCUGCCUCAGUCAGUCAUACUGUACCUCCUCUAAGAGUAGAAAGGUUAAGGACUUGGCCUUCUCAGGAGAACCCUUUAAAUGUAGUUUUCCACUCCUACAAAGCCUAUUGAUGCUGAAAGAAAGAUAGGAAAGAGCUCUAGUCCUUGUUUUGAAGGACAGGAGACUAAUUUUCCGUUCAAACUUGAUAUUCUGGUAUUUUUGUGACUGUUUUGUGAAUUAUUCAAAGUUGUUGGAAUUUUAAGUCUGAUUUUCCCCUUAGUCAUCGUGAAGGUCAUAGAAUAUGCUCUGAGUUGGAAUGUUUGCCAACCGGGUUCUUGACCGAAAACCUACUUUUUAACAAAUAAUUUUGAUGGAUUAGACAUGUGCUUCCGUCCUCUCCAACUCUGGAUAUGGGUACACACACACCCUUGGUACUCCCCAGUUCUCAAAAUGUAAUCUAGCACUCUAGGCAUCCAGGGUGCCCCUGGCUCAAUAGAUAGCCGGUUUGCCAGUCUCCACACACAAAUUGUUUUUACUGAAUUUAGUUUAAAUUUCUAAAAAACACUGACUCCAGUCAAACUAAUGUUCAUUGUUUACUGACCUGUAUGAUGUCAGAAUUGGUCAUUGGCUUGACUUUAAGUUUUUCAUUUUUUUCCCUAAGAGAUACUUUGCUCUCCUGAAGCACAAGCUUAAUAACAUCAGCUUUCAGGGUAGUUUUGGAAGAUGAGAAAUUGUGCUUUUGUUUUGGCAACUGAAAACGUUGUUCAACUGAUGCUGUGUGAGGAAGCUGCUUCCAGGAGUUUUAGGGCUCUCUUGUCCCGCUUUAAGGCUCUGCAAACCUUAUUUUAGAAAACUUAUUUUUCUCCCUUUUAUUUGAAUUUCCUCCCAGAAAUUAUUAUCUUGGUAUCACUGAGACAAAUCUAAUAUCAAUAUACUUGCCUGAGAAAUUAGGAUGAUGUCUAUCCACAUAAAUUACAAGGGAGAAGGUGUUCCGUUUAUUUCCUGUCGACUGACUGUUGCUUUCGUAUUACCGUGUAGUUGCACAUAUUAAAAUUAUAAUUCAAGGAAAAACUUAUUCUCUUCAAAAUCUUAUUCUUCAAAUACUGUUCAGAAAGCCAUUUGGCAGCAGUACAUAAUUCAACUUAACGCUCUAAUCUGAAAUUUACUGAAUUCAUUCAAACUGUUAGAAAGGAAAAUAAAAAUGGAGGAAAAACACAUUUUUGUUUUGUUUCUGAAAACAAUAUUUAAGGUCAUAACUGUUUAAAAAGAAGCACUGCUAAAAAGUUAUAGGAUUCAUAGAAACAUAGUAUUUUUGUACAGUAUCUUAUAAAAUGUUCAGAUCCCUCUCUACCUUCUCUUUACAAUGUAAUGUCUCUAAGUGACUGGUUUCCCAAUAAACUGAUUUUAAUGCCUC